Molecule: messenger RNA, 3025 nt
Organism: Chelmon rostratus (copperband butterflyfish)
Lineage: Eukaryota; Metazoa; Chordata; Actinopteri; Chaetodontiformes; Chaetodontidae
Product: tumor necrosis factor receptor superfamily member 13B
Exons: 7
Coding region: 86-991 (301 amino acids)
Cellular component (GO): plasma membrane
Source: RefSeq, a predicted model, not a curated record
AUUCUCCCACCGCGUCUUCAUCUCGCCAGGGAAACGUGUAUGUGCUGUUGCCGUCUGUGGUCAGUCAUAAGGGUUAUCAGGGCUGAUGGGUACGAAGUGCCGUGCGGAUCAGUACUGGGACACCUUGAUCAAAAAAUGUCUGUCCUGUGACGUGGAAUGCAGGCGGCCAUACGUCAUCCCCAAAUGCACCAGUUACUGUGUGUCUGCACAUUGCAUGGCCCAGCCUGGCCACUACUAUGAUGGGCUGCUGAAGAAAUGUGUGAGGUGCGAUGAGGUUUGUGGCAGACAUCCAGCAGAAUGCUCCCAGCACUGCCAGAUGUCUGCACAUUGCAUGGCCCAGCCUGGCCACUACUAUGAUGGGCUGCUGAUGAAAUGUGUGAGGUGCGAUGAGGUUUGUGGCAGACAUCCAGCAGAAUGCUCCCAGCACUGCCAGACUUCGCCACCCCCUGUGACAGGCAAGAAGCUCCUGGUUGAUGCUACCGCACACGUGUCGUACUCCAAAGUGUCCACGGCCAUCGAAGACUCCACUAUUCUGCUGUACCCCAUGCUGGCCGUGUGCAUGGUGCUGCUGCUUUCGAGCUUGUCUCUAGCCUUGGUUGUCUUCCUGAGGGGAUCCAAGGCCAAAAUCUCCAAGCCGGGACCCAAGGAGCCUAACCCCGACCGGGAGUGUGUGGUCCAGAUGGGCCAGGGGGUUGGCCAGUCAAGCUGUCAGCCCGGGCAGAGCUCCAAAGAUUUUGUGACUAAGUUAAGCCACCCCACUGCCCGUGAGGCAUCGGAUGACUCAAGCCCUACUGAGACCUGCAUGUGCGUCCACUGCUUCCCCGAUCUGAAAGCACUAGGCCAGGGCAAUGACAGGCCGCCGAGGGCACCUUUCUCAUUCUACCCGCAGGCUGUCCUCCACAGAGCACAGGUCCAAAAGGGAGAGCCUGUCUGGACCGAGGGCAGCUUAUACACCUCUGGAGGGCAGGUGCAGGAGGCUGUGGUGGGAUGAGGCUCAUUUGCCGUCUCAUGGGGGAACUGGAAUCGCAAAUGUUUUCCCCAGCUCAUAGGAGAAGAUUGCCAGUGUAUUGGAUUCACAAUCACCAUGUAAUCUGUCACAGCAAAGGUUUUUAACUGUUUGGAUUGUGAAAAAAAAAAAAUGUUUAAAGAGGAGUAUGCUCAUCUAUGACCCCUAUUAACCUUUUAACAUUGGCAAACAAGUGAAGGACACAUUUCAAGGCUGUUGUGUGGUUGAUUCAUAUUAAACAAACUGAAGCAAAUUAGGCAGCUAUUUACGCGUAACCGUGGAUCUCAUUAAAUGAUCUCGUCAAACGCGAACUGAGAAUACAAAUCGGGAAUAGGUCUGUAAAAAAAAAAAAGUUUCUACUGGCACUGUUACGCUUUGCUCUCCAGCCCACGGUCCUUUUAUUUUGGAAGAACAAAGACAGGGUGGAGGUGGAAAUAAGGAGAAAGUGGGUCAGCGCUUCACUGGGCUGAACAGCCAGUCACACAAACCAAAUGGCUGUGACAAGUGCUGACUCGUGCCAAUGGCGGCACAAUGGAAAAGCACAGGUUAUGGUCGCCCACGCAGGCUCAGCGAUGCCCGACAGCAUUCCACUGCUAACUGCCGUCAUCUUGGCUUGUCAGAUCACAUAAGAAAUCAUUUCAUAGAGCUAUAGUCACAGGGAGACUUGCCCGGGUGUGGAAGUUUAUGACUCCCGCUCUCUACACGUUUGUUCCUUUUCCCGCCAAAACAAGUGAAACACACCGUACUUAACAAGAUAUUUCAAUGACAACUAUUUGAGUUAUACUAUAGGAGACUAUUAUGGGUAGUAGGCAAUGCCAGAGUCCACAUCUAAGGAGGAGACAGCACUUAAAGCCGAAUGAGUGACUCUGAAGAAAUUAAUUGGUAAUUCCUCAUGUCACCACUGGGGGUCACCAAAGUCAACAAUGUUCAAGUUUUACUGAUUCAUCUAUUGGGAAAUCUAAAUGUGGAGGCAUGGGCUCAUUCUGGGCACUUACCAUCUGCAUAACUGUAUAUGUACAGUGUAUGUAUGUAAAUUGUGUGCACAGUGUUAUGUAUAUAUUUGUGGGGUGAUUUUAUGUGUUAUGAUUCAGAAUCUCCUUGUACUUGCUUUGCCUCCAAUAAUAAUAAUAAAAAAAACUUAACAGCAAAAAUAUAAACAAGUGGAGAAGCUGUUUGUAAGUCUGUCAUCACUUUAAUCCUUGCUAGGUACUGUGAUAUGUAUAGUGGCAUGAAAAAGUUGUCACUGUGAAUAGCAAAGUAAGUAGAAGAUGGACCGAUUUCCAAAUUAACGAUGACACGCUGAAGAGAAUUUCACUAUUUGAGCAAGAUUAGUGUAUUUUUAAGUUGUUUUCUCAGUUAUUAAAUGUCAUUAAGAAAUGGCAGUUAACAGGAACUGUGGAGGUCAAGCUGAGCUUUGAGAGAACUGCUUGUGGAAUUGAUUGUUUGACUGACAAAGAUCUUAAUGGAGGUUUAGCAGAUUGUGGAGUGGUGGUGCGCUGUUCCACUGUGCAGCAACACCUUUACACAUAUGACCUUCACGAAAGAGUCAUCCGAGGAAAACCUUUCCCGCGUCCUCAGCACAGAACUCAGCAUCAGAAGUUUGCAAAGGAACAUCUAAACUAGCCUGAUGCAUUUUGGAAACGAGUCCUGUAAACUGAUGAAGCUCAAACAGAACUGUCUGUUUGGAGAAAAAAGAAACGAGAAGAACACUUCACCAACUGUCCAGCACGAGGGUGGAUCCAUCACGUUUUGGGCUUGUGUUGCAGCCAGUUGCACAGGGAGCGUUUCACUGGUAGAGGGAAGAAUGGAUUCAAUUAAAUAGCAGCGAAUUGUGGAAGCAAACACCACACCGUCUGUAAAAAAGCAGCAGACAAAAAGAGGAUGCAACAGAAUAACAAACCUAAACACGCCUCAGAAUCCACAAUGGUCGACCUCGAGACACACAAGCUGAGAGCUCUGCCAGAAGGAGAACGGGAGAAAAAUAACCCAACAAAGAACUGAAAGACCGCCAAGACUUGC